AUGAAGAGGUUCGCGUGUUUAAUAGUGCUCAGUGCACUCUUCUCAGCUGGAUACAGUCAAGAAAAUUUCAAAUGCCCAGACGAUUUUGGAUUUUACCCACAUCACAUAUCCUGCGAUAAAUAUUGGAAGUGUGACAACAAUGUAGCAGAAUUAAAGACUUGUGGAAACGGUUUAGCGUUCGAUGCUAGUGAUUCCAAAUUUCUGACUGAAAACUGUGAUUAUAUCCACAAUGUAGAUUGUGGAGACAGGGCGCAAUUGGAACCUCCAAUAAGUUCUCCCCAUUGUGAAAGGCUUUACGGUAUCUUCUCAGAUGAAGCCAAAUGUGACGUGUUCUGGAAUUGCUGGAACGGAGAAGCUUCUAGGUACCAAUGCUCACCCGGUCUUGCCUAUGAUAGAGAAUCCCGAGUAUGUAUGUGGGCCGAUCAAGUGCCAGAAUGUAAAAACGAAGAAGUUGCAGGUGGUUUCACAUGUCCCGCUGCCGGAGAAAUAACCAAUGCCGGUUCUUUCUCAAGGCACGCUCAUCCCGAUGACUGCAGAAAAUAUUAUAUUUGUCUUGAAGGACAAGCCAGAGAAUACGGUUGUCCUAUUGGUACAGUAUUUAAAAUUGGAGAUGCUGAUGGUACUGGUAACUGCGAAGAUCCAGAAGACGUACCUGGAUGCGAGGAUUACUACAAAGACGUGGACCUGAAAGCUUUGAAGAAAUUAGGAUACUAAGUACUGACUGAACGUUUUUAUUAUAAGAGGUUUUAAAGGUAUAAAAGUCUGAUUAGAAGAAUCAGAUUUAUGACUAGUCGAGUAAUUAAAAACAAGUUAAGUUUAUUUUCUUAAUAUCAUUGAAUAUAUUUACUUCUGUAAAUAUUUUCAAACCAAAUACUUUAAAUGUUGACUAAAAUACUCAACUAAAUAUAAAAAAAAACAUUCAAAUAUUUUUUUAAAGAUAGUAAAAUAUAUUUUUUAAAUGUAAAUAUUUUUGUUAUAUUGCUAAGUUCUUAUUUGAUUUGUUUUCUGUGCGCUAUUCUAGCUCUAUUCUUAAUUUAAUCUCUUAAUGAUUUAACUUUUCCUUUCGUAAAUAAUAUAUUGACAGUACUAGGAGGAAGACCUUUUGUACAGUGGACCUAUAUACAUGUAGGUAGUCCGAUAAGUAACCUUUGUUGAAAUAAAAAACAUGUUUUUCUAGACAAUUCUUUUAUUUUAUUGGAUAUAGUCUCCUUUUAGCUCAAUUCAACGAUUCCAGCGAUAUUUCAACUUCUUUAAGCCGUCUGAAUAAUACGAUUCUAGAAGUCUACAAAAUAAACGUUUAUUUCGUCAAUUAUCUAUUUGUUUAAGCUAAGUUUUUAUUUACGAACUAUCUCUUUAGAUUUGGGUAUAGAAUAAACAGAGGAAGCUAAAUCAGGAAAAUAAGGUGGAUGAGAAAGUAAUUCAAGGCCCAAGUCAUUAAUAUUUGACAUUUUUAUAACGCUCUUGUGAGCCUGUUGCAUUGUCUUAAAGAAACCACACUUUUUUCUUCUACAUAAGAAAUUGUUUCUCACUGAGUUCCUGCUUAAAUUUGUCUAAUAAUGCACAGUUAUAUCAGCUGUUCAUAGUUCUACCUUUUUCAAGAAUGUCUAUUUAAUUAUGCCUUUGUGUGCCAGUGCGUUUAUUCUAUUCUCCAUUGUAAAGUGAAGGAUCUAGGUUUCAUCAACAGUUACCAAUCGACACCAAAAAUCCGACAGAGAUUGAGCUUAUAAAAUUCACAUACUUCUGAGAGGUGAUCACACGAUCAUGUUUUGAUCCAUAGUAAGCAAAUAAGACACCCAGGAUAUUUUUUUCAUUUAAAACUACAGAAAUUAUUUCAUGUCACAAAAAUUCCAGAAAUAGCUACAUAAUUUACAAAAACUACCUAGACAGUCUUCUAGAGUGAUUAAAAAUAAAGAAUUAAAGUAAAACAGAGCAAAUCAGCACACAAGACAUUCACAAUUCACACCGAAACAUGUCCUUCAAUCGUAAUAAACAAUAUACUGGUACCACAAACCGAAACAGUAAAAUAUCUAAGACUGUACCUACUUGGAGAAAUAACGUACAUGGAAAUACCACAUCUCAGAACAGAGUAAACAGAUAUAAAGACAAGGAAAAUUCAGUGGUCGAUAAGACGAAAAUCACGUGUAUUUGAGGUGUAAAAUUGUGAUCUAUAAAACAGUAAUUAGCCUCAUAUCUAUAAAUCCCAUAGGUCUAUAACUGUGGGGAUGUACCUCGAAAUCUAACAUUGCAAUUGUGCAAAGAUGCCAAUUCAAGAUACUACCAAAGAAUAUACGUCGAUAUUCUUUGAUACUACUAUGGAUUGUAGAUGUACCCUGGUAUGCAACCAACCAAACACUGGAUACAUGUACUGUCCGUACAUGUAGAGACCUCCAUGUACGGGCAGUAUAAAAAGCAAUCCAAAAGAGGCAUUAAACUAGUUUAAACCAUCCGGUAAACCUAAAUUAUCUAACUAUAUAGCUAAGUUAAGUUAUAACAGGUGAUAUAAAUGAAAGUCUACAGCUCUUUAACUCAUAUAAAUGCACCUUUCUGACUGCUAAAUAAAGAAAAAUAAAAAAAACUUAUUCAAAACUUAGUUUAAAAUACUAUGACUAGUGCGCUUUGUGUGGUAAAUUCUUGUGGCCUUUGCCAAUUUUCGCAACUUGACUUUACGAUCAGCUAAAACCAUUUCAUGAUAACCUUCUUCACAUUUUCCAAUAUAUGUAAUUGCAUCUGAGGGCCGUCCAGUUCAUCCAAUGUAAAUAUACUGUCGCUACGAAAUUCACGAAACUAAAAUUUACCAGUGUACCCUAGGGGAGUAUUAGUCCCAUAAUAUUUAUACAAUUGUCCUUUUGUUUCUUUUGCCUUUUUAUUUCCUAACGAACAAUGUUUAGUGAGAUAUAGAAAUUCGUUCUUUUUUUGUUUCAUAUGCCUCAUUUUUCCAAACACGUCAACUUUAUGCAGCUGUCAAAAAUAUACUAAUGGCUCUAACGCGCUAAAAUUAAUUGCCAAUACACAAAAAGUAUAAAUAUUGUGAAAACAUAAGAGAACGGUAAUCAAUGAAUACAAAAAUAAAUAAACUAUUAUCGAAGAGGAUAUAGAGAUCUAGAAGUGAAACAAUAUGUAAGGCAGGGCUAGUGGAUCUACAGUUUACAAUUUGUGUUGCCAAAGGCAUGCACCCAACCUAAUCCGAUAAUGAAACAAUUCCGUUUACAAUAGAUAGGACAUGUAGUCCAGGUACUACCAUCCAACAUGAUAAAACUAAUCACAACUAUUCAACUAGUGACGCAAGAUAAGGGAAAUGGCGAUAUUAAUCAGAAAAGGAUACUACAGGAAGCUUGGGAAGGUCAAGUCUUUUGAAGGUGCAUCAGUACAGAUGCAGUGCUAACUUAGAUAAGAAAAAGAAAAUGAACAAAUUAUUAAAAUUAUGUAAAUUCUAUGCGAUAGGACAACACUGCUUUUACAUGUAUCGUUUGAUCACCUGCUAGCAGUAGUGUAGUGAAUGAUUCUUUCAAAGAUGAGAGCGUAUUUUAUUGUUCGAAACUGAACGAUAAAACUCACCCAAAUUAAAACCGGCACGAAUAAAUCGGUGAAUUAAGUGAAAUCUUGUUCAGGAAACCCUUAAGGAGGUAAUGUAGCAGUGUUUCUGAUAUAAAAGAUAUCCUUGUUUGUCCCAUUUGGAAGUAUGUUAUUGAAUACAUGCCAAAUCUUAUAUGUUAAGUUCCUACGCUAUACGUUGAUAACAACAUAAGUAUAACAAACAUAUGAAAAAAGUGUGAAAAUUUUCGUUCACACAGUAUUUCCAAUUAAAAAGCACUAAAAUUAUUGCUAAUUAUAUAAAUUAUGAAAAUGAAAAUAAAGUAUGAAAGUACUUUUUUUUAGGAUACUUUUAGAAACUGUUGGAAUAAGCAUCAAAUCUGCAGAAGUAACCUGUUUUUUAGGGUUUUUUUCUUCUGGUACAUUCUUAUAAAAUUGCUUUUUCUCUACUCAUUCUCCUUCUAUUAUUUCGUCAUUAACCGUUUCCUCUUUAACUGCUUCUUCAUUAACUGUUUGUUCUUCUACACUUUCUUCAACUGUUUCUUGCAUUUCUGUGACAAAAUUCCAUUUUUCGAAUACGUUUCUGUUGGGGGAAACAUAACAGUUUCCUUAAACCCAUUAAUUGUUGUAUCAAUGGUUACUGCUUUUAUAUAAGCGUUUCCAAAAAGUUCCCCUACUUGAUAACUUGUUCUGAACUUGUCCGGACAACACGUCCUGAAUUAAGCCUAAGCCAGUUUGUGAUCUACUGCGUAUUAUAAGUUUUGAACGAAGACAUAAAUGUCAUGUCUAAUGACUGCGUUUUAUGUGUCGAAUGCAGUGAAUACAAAACUUUAAAACUCAAGUUUCAGUAACAAAACUCCUUAAGCACCCAAAAUGCAGCACGACCAAAAAACUUUCUUUACCACAAUCUCAAACGUCAAAUAAGAGAAUACGUUUGCGCAAAAAGAGAGAAUGGUUACCUCCUGGCAAAGUGGUGGUUAGUAAGCAAUGCGUAGGAUAGAUGUCGGAAUCGUACUUGCGUGAAAGCGAUCUACCCAAUAAUAUUAGGAACUAUCCCCAUAUUAGGCGACUUUCCUCUAUAUACUAGUUUCAUGUGUUGUCAUUACCAACACAGAUUUCGUUUUAUUUAGAUGACUUUCUCAUUUCUGAAGAUUUUAGAAUAUUAAGGCAAAUUAUUUCUAAUAUUUGUUAAAUCUUUACCUGCAUUAUAAGACAUAGAAGGCUAUGUAUUCCGCUAGGCUAUUUUGUAUUAUUUCGAUAUCUUCAGCAUUCUUUGGAUUACCUACAUUUCUGAGUCCAGUCUUCUCAUAGUGAUUACUUCUAGUAUCCAUGUUUCGUCUACCUACAGUUUGUAGUGAGCAAUAUUCUCAUUCACUAAGUAUUUUUAUUCGUUUUCCUGGUACAUUUAGAAACACUAAUAUGUUAGUAAUAAUAAAUAUUUUACUAUCUUUUUAAUAAACUAUAGUAAUAGGUUAUAACUGUGUAUAAAAAAAUAUCAAGUAAGAAAAAAUCAUUACUUUGCCAUUCAAUAAAACAUCUAAAAAUUAUGAAAAAAUAUUUGUUCUUGAAUUAUCGGUCUCUUUAUCUCUAUUUAUAAAUACACAUUUUUUGUUUGGGUAAUUUUAAGACUUGUAAAUAAAGAAAUAAAUGUAUACCUACCAUAUUUUAUUAUACUUUGUUAAUUUGUUAUCUAUAAAAUAUAACUUAAAUAAAUAAUAAAA
Diabrotica balteata is the source of this 5252-nucleotide messenger RNA. Lineage: Eukaryota; Metazoa; Arthropoda; Insecta; Coleoptera; Chrysomelidae. The record is from the annotation of a GenBank genome assembly.